This is a messenger RNA of Penicillium argentinense, 1344 nucleotides long. It is a transcript of the gene gel6, whose product is annotated as putative 1,3-beta-glucanosyltransferase. Lineage: Eukaryota; Fungi; Ascomycota; Eurotiomycetes; Eurotiales; Aspergillaceae. Gene Ontology annotation, biological process: fungal-type cell wall (1->3)-beta-D-glucan biosynthetic process. The transcript is spliced from 3 exons. Gene Ontology annotation, cellular component: fungal-type cell wall; cytoplasm. Bases 1 to 1344 code for a protein of 447 amino acids. Gene Ontology annotation, molecular function: 1,3-beta-glucanosyltransferase activity. The record is from RefSeq and is a predicted model, not a curated record.
AUGCUCUCGUCCCUCGCUCUGGCCGCGCCGCUGCUCCUGGCGGGCUUGCAGGCCGCCACCGUGAGCGCAAUCCCGACCAUCUCGGCCGUGGGCUCCAAGUUCUUCUACGAAAAUGGCACCCAGUACUACCUGAAAGGCAUCGCUUAUCAACUCACCCCCAACGAUCCGCUCACCGACGGCGCCCAAUGCAAGCGCGACAUAGCCCGCAUGUCCGAACUGGGCACCAACGCCAUUCGUGUGUACCACGUCGAUCCCACGGCCGACCACAAGGCCUGUAUGACCGCUUUUGCGGACGCCGGGAUCUAUCUCUUCGUCGAUCUCGACACCUUUAGCACCCAGAUCGAGCAGACGAACCCCCACUGGAAUCAAACUCAGUUUGACCACUUCAAGGAAGUGCUGGACGAGUUCCAGCAGUUCGACAACACCGCCGGCGUCUUUGUCGGCAAUGAAGUCCUCACCACCGCCGAUGGCUCGCACGCGGCUCCCUAUGUGUUGGCCGCUGCACGCGAUAUUAAGGCGUAUCGUGACCAGAAAGGGUACCGAGAGAUCCCCGUGGGCUACUCCGCCGCCGACAUUGCGGACCUGCGCCCCAUGCUGCAGAACUACCUCGCCUGCCAGACCAAUUCUUCGGAUCGCCUGGACUUUUAUUCCCUGAAUGCCUAUGAGUGGUGCGGUGACUCCAGCUACACUGUCUCUGGGUACAACAUGCUGCAGAAGAAUGCGACGGACUACCCGAUUCCCAUCUUCUUCUCUGAAACCGGCUGCAACACCCCGGCUCCCCGUAUGUUUGACGACCAGGCUGCCAUCUUCGGCAAAGACAUGUCCGGCACUUGGUCCGGCGCCAUCAUCUACGAGUGGAUCGAAGAGACCAACGACUACGGUCUGAUCAGCUACGGUCCCUCAGCCAAGGCCGCCACCAAUACCCUUGUCGAGGAUGGCUAUACCCGCAAGGGCACCCCGACCCCGGUGUCGCCUGACUUUACCAACCUCAAGAAGCAGUGGGCGACCCUGCACCCGACUGGUGUCCACCUCUCCGACUACAAGAAGUCCGUGUCGAGCAUCUCCUCCAUUGAAUGCCCGGCUUCAACCAAGGGUGGCUGGGCGGUCGACCCCAGCUCGCCCCUGCCCACCCUGGGACAAACCUACAAGGCCACCUCGCAGGCCACUGCUACUGCUGGAUCAACUGGCCAAGGUACCUCCUCGGGCUCCAACGCCUCUGCCACCUCCUCUGGCAAGGACAACGCAGCCGGUGCGGUGACUGUGACGGGUCUGGCCACUGAGCGCCUUCUCAUGGCUUCCCUCUUCCUGUCCGCGGGCAUGGGAGCCCUUGCCUUUUUGCUGUAG